Messenger RNA from Pelobates cultripes (western spadefoot toad), 10694 nucleotides. NCBI's taxonomy places the organism in Eukaryota, Metazoa, Chordata, Amphibia, Anura, Pelobatidae. The record is from the annotation of a GenBank genome assembly.
CAUUUAGUGACGGACCAUCUGGUGUUGCUACUGUCAGCAUGGAGUUUCCAGGAUGUUGCUUUGAAGACUCGGUGUUUUCAGAGAGCAGAGACCGUACAGUGGGUGUAGGGGUACCUUAUAAGGCAAAGCAGUGUGAACCACAGGUCGGUGCAUGCAAACACUGGGACCUGUCUGUUUUACUGUGAUGUCACAUUAAAUGGGUAGAUUCUCUGGAUCACACAAUUAUCAGAUAACUCAUUCAUUUAGUAAUAUGAUUUAAUGAUACAUUCUGCUGUUUAUCCUGUCAAGUCAUUAUUGGAGUUGCCCUACAGCAGCAGAGGUUUUAACUUGUGUUUAUUGCUGGGUUCAAGGAGAACUGUCAUCAUAUAACUAUUAUUUAAUAUACUCUUUUCAGCAAGUAAAGCCAAUAGAUUUUUUUUUUUUAAUAAGGUAUAUGUAAAACAAACAAACAAAAAAAAAACACGAGAAAAACACAUCCCUACCUUUAGUAUAUGACCGGAUCCUGCAGCUAUAUAUAAACACCUUGUGUCAGACAGUGUUUGAAUUUAAUCAUAGGUCUGAUGAUGUCAGUGCAUUGUGCAGGGAUGAUGUCAGCGCAUUUAGGCUGGAAGAAAGAGUUCAUGUAAGGCAAAUAAAAGGUUGUUUUACAGUAAGAGCAAUAAGGAUAUUGAAGUCUCUGCCUGAAGAGGUGGUUUUAUCAGAGUCCAUACAGAUGUUAAAACUGCAAUUGAAUAAAUACUUGCAAAAACAUAACAUACAGGGAUAUAAUUUCUAAUUAGUGGGGUAAUAGCUGCUUGAUCCAAGGAGAUAUCUGACUGCUAUUUUGGGGUCAAGAAGGAAUUUUUCCUAGUUUGUGCAAAAUGGGAAGCGCUUUAGAUCAGGUUUUUUUUUAUUGCCUUCUUUUGGAUCAACAGCAAAAACAUACGUGAGGAAGGCUGAACUUGAUGGACGCAAGUCUCUUUUCAGCUAUGUAACUAUGUAACUAGUGCAUGAAGCAAGGAAGAUCAUGGAGAAUGUCGGUUUUCAAACACAGGUUUUGUAUUUUUUUCUUUUCCAGCAUAAUCUAUUUCCAUUCAAAAUUUUAUGAAAGGAUCAUUAUAUUAAAAGAUACCUACAGUUGAUGUGACAGUUGUCCUUUUAAUGGUAGACUCCAUGUACUAUAACCAUUGCAGCCUGGAUUUGACAACUUAUCUGGGUUUCAGUGGGCACCCUUGAACUGCAGGCCUUAUUAACUAUUUUCUCAUGCAGGAAAAUUCAGUUAGCUGAAAUAAGCUCGACUGCACUCUGGUCUAGCAUGCUAAGCCUUUGUGCAUGGGUCUGCAUGGUCAUACUUAGCUCUAUAGGGCUAACCAGAGUUCAUUGCAGGAGAAGACCAGAAGCAGACCUUGGUGCGUGGUGGGGCCCAGGUAAGUUUUCACUAAAAUAGUUUUUCUAUUUACUGUGAGAUGGUGCCAGGGCACUCCUGGCACCCUAAACAGUAUUUUGUGCAAUUAAGGAUAUGGUGCUUGGAGUCUUCAUUUACAGGGUAUUUUGAGAUGGAUUUGACCAAUUAUUUAUUUUAAAGGGACACUAUAGUCACCAGAACAACUACAGUUUAUUUUAUUUGUUCUGGUGAGUUGAAUCAUUCCCCUCAGUAUAUUUGCAGUAAACACAGUUGUUUUUUUUUCAGAGAAAAUGCAGUGUUUACAUUACAGCUUCCUGGGGCAGUGCUGCACACUGUGCAGCACUGCCAUUAAAUGUAUCCACCCUCUGCAUGGAGACAGUGAACUUUCCUCAUAGAGAUGUGUUGAUUCAAUGCAUCUCUAAGAGGAGAUGCUGAUUGGUCAGGCCAGUGUUUGGCUUGUGCUGGCUUUGCUCCUGAUAGACGGUGUUUCUUUUAGCACUAUAUGGUCAAGAAUGCAUAUUUGAGUUCCUGAACCUAUAGUGGUCCUUUAAGCAUUAUUUAGGUAACUCAUUAAAAAAAAUAAAAAAUAAAAAAUCUAAACAGUCCAUCCAUAAUAAACAGUUAAUUAUGAUUUGAAAGAAAUUCCUAAAGGAGGGUUCAUCAUCUUUCAUCUCAGCCUUAACCAGGAAAUAGCUUUGCCAACCAUAUCUCUGAUCUAUAGGACAUUCAAAGUCACACAAUGAAGCACCAUAACAGAAGUUAUGGUGCUAGCAUGUACUGCAGUUGCUAUCAGGUUAUACUUAUCCCGGUUUAGAGAACUAAGCUAUGUGCAGCUAUCUACAGAGUUAUGGCAGCCACAGGGAUAGUCUCCAUGAAGGAGAGAGAACAGUCAGCCCAAGUUGUGCAUGGAGGCAGCGCAUGCAGGAGUUGAUAAAGUUAUAAACUAGUAAAUAUGUUUCACUAUUAUCUGCUUUAUUUACAGUGGUUUAAUGAAGAUUUGAACAGAGAGGACUGCACUGAGAUUAUUACAGCCCUGAAAUUCAGAGGAGAUUUAGCAUAUAGACAUGAAGACUAUGAGGUAUAUCUCUAAUAAUGCUUUUCAUGUUUAAUUUUGAUUUACUCAACACCAUCCUUAUAUCUAUGGAAAUGGAUUCUUUAAACCUUUUUAUGACCAGGAGUAGUUGUGUGUUUAUAUGAACGAAUGUGAUUCAUGCAGUCCUUUAUUGAAAACAGGAAUUUUUUAGAUCACAGGUAGACAACCUUUGGCACACCAGAUCCUGUUGGCUACACCUCCAAUAAUCCUCUUGCAGCCAUAAUGCUGACAAGGUUGGUGUAGAUCAAAACAUAAAAAAAUUUAAAAUGGUUGGCCUUUUUAAAGGUAAUAUUUACACUUGUUCCAACCUCAUAUAGCGUUAGGAAUACAAUUGGUGGUCGAUUAAAGUGUUAAAAACCCUUUUUCAGCAUGUGUUUUUUCCAGCACCAAGGCUCCCAUGGCGCUAGCUAGGUCUCCUUCUGCAAUGUCACGGUAAUGGUGGGACCUAAUGUGCAUGUGCGGCACUCGCACACACAUUAAAGCUUCCCCCUAGUAAAUUAUUGAAUCAGUGUUCCUGUGGGGAAUUUGAACAUGUUAGACAGAGUAUAUUUCCAUUAGGAACCCCAAAGCACCUCUAGAGGUGAAAUUAACCCUGCAUUGUAAACAUCGCAGUUUCUCAGAACUUGCUGGGUUAAACAGACAGGGGCAAUGCACCCACACCACUUAAAUGAAAGUAAGUGGUCUUGAUGCCUAUUGUAGGCCCUUAAGGACACAUGACAUGUCAUGAUUCCCUUUUAUUCCAGAAGUUUGGUCCUUAAGGGGUUAAACUCUUCAGAACUGGGGCUGUUUUAAAAGUUGAGGGAAAGUGCAAUUUUUAUCUUAGGCAAUUUUUAUUGAAGUUUUAUAAGGGUACAGAAGAGAAUAGGGAUGGGGGAGCAGUGGUAAUAUGAAGUGUCUCAUACACAUUGACUUGAAGACAGUAUACACAUUUAUCAUACACAGCUUAUUUUCAUGCAGACAUUGUGUUACAUUGUGUUGCCCUGGGUGGAUCUGCCGGUUAGUGUCUGCCCCAUGCCAUAAGAGGGGGCUCACUUUAGUCCCUUCCGGGUUUGCAAUCGUCUGGGUUUGUGUUUGGUGCUGGGUGCAGAGCCUUAGUGUUCCAUAUACCACUGGGGAGGGGUGGUAAACUGUGGAAGAUGAUCAGAGUGGGGGACGGGAGGAAGGGGGGGGAAGAGUGGAGGGGGAGGAGGGUAGGGCUCUCCUGGGUAGUCGACUGUGUGUGGUCGCUUCUGCAGGACUAUCUGUCCUACGUGCGUUUUGUUUGAUUUGCGGCAUUAUCAUUGUAUUUGCAGUCUCCAUAAUUAUUUACAGUUUCGUUGUUGAAGGGGCGCAGCUGUCGGUUUGUAGAUCCCUACCACCGUCAUCUCAAUUGGGGGUUAUAUUAUUAUUAUUACGCUCCAUAUACAGUUGCCAGGUUUCCCAGGCUUGUGACCAAACUUUUUUAGAAUGGUUUGAGCGUCUAGCUGGGAAAGUGCAAUUUUUAUAUUUUUUUGUUAUGUCUUCGUUUAACGGUAAUUUACCUCGUACUCCUUUAGUGCACAAACACAAAUGAUACACGGUUUGUUUAUAAAAAGACUUUUAGGGCUUUCAAUACGUAAAUAUAUACCUUCUUAUUUAGCUAGAAAAAAACUUUGAGGGAAAAUAUAUUUUUCACAGUUUUGCCAGUUUUAUAGACCAGUAGUGUAAGUAGAGUGAAUGACCCUGUGAGAGUGUGUGUGAUAGACAGAACCAUUCAUCACUUUAUUUUAGAUAGUUACAUAGGCUGAAAAGAGAGAUGCAUCCAUCAAAUUUAGCUUCCAAUUUUGCAACAAACUAGGAAUAUAUAAAUUUUUGACCCCAGUAUACCAGUCAAAUCUCUCUUUGGAUCAAAAAGCUGUGUGAAAUAAUGAUUUUUCUUCUAUUGGAGUGAUUUAAUACAUUUGUCUUUAAACUACAUUCUCAUGAUGUGAUUGAAGGGGAUACUUGGGGAUACGCGUAAAAAGUAAUUUCUUCACAAAACUCUCAGCUUCUCACUUGCUCACAAUUAUUUUUUGGGAUGUGCUAUGUAAAUGUGAUACUGUUGCAAUCUUUUAGAUUGUAAACUCAUUUGAGCAGGGCUUUUUUUCACAGCUUGUUUCAUUUGACAUCAUUUUGGUUGUCAAUUACCAGAUGCUUUAUAUAGUCAUUGUCAAAUUGCAAAGUGUUGCAGAGUAUUUUGGCACUGUAUAAAUAAUAAUUGUACAAAGUAAUUGUACUUCAGCUAUAAUCAUAAUGAUGCUCUGCCCUCUAGUGACUAAGGAUUGCAUGUGCAUCUGUUUGUGUUUCAUGUGCUUUGUAACCACUGAUAUGUAUUUGCAAACGCCGGAUCAUUAGCCAACAUCUAGCAUUACUCUACCAGGCAGCAUCUACUAUAUUUUGCUGGCACCAUUAAUUCAGUCCCUCUACCAAUGAUAUAUUCUGUAACUGUGGCAUAAAGAUCAUUAAAGGGACACUAUAGUCACCAGAACAACUACAGCUUAUUGAAUUUGUUCUGGUGAGUAGAAUCAUUCCCUUCAGGAUUUUUGCUGUAAACACCGUCUUUUAGGAGAAAAUGCAGUGUUUACAUUACAGCCUAGUGAUAACGUCACUGACCACUCGUCAGAUAGCUGAUAGAGAUCUUUCCUGGGUCAUGGCUGCCUAACAUGCAUCCAAACAUUCAGUGUCUCCACCCUCUGUAUGCAGACACUGAACUUUCCUCAUAUAGAUGCAUUGAUGCAAUUCAUCUCUAUGAGGAGUUGUGUUUGAAUCAUGUUGGAUAUGCCCCUGAUCUUCCUCCUUGUCAGUCUCAGCCAAUCCUAUGGGGAAGCAUUGUGAUUGAAUCAGGCUACCACUUCUGAUGAUGUCAGCAGACAGCUUUUUUUUUCCUGAGGCAAACAGCAUGCAGAUCUACGACUUCAGGCUUGAAUAUAGUAAGAUUUUGCUAUAUUUAUUGAGGCAUGAUGGGGCUAGAUGGUGGUGGUAACACUAUAGGGUCAGGAAUACAUGUUUGUGUUCCUGACCCUAUAGUGAUCCUUUAAUGUUGAUGCUGGAGUGUCCCUUACGUUCAGUGCAUUUGAUAAUUCAUAGAAACUCAUGCUCUUUGAUUUUAAAUGCUUUGCCUGUUAUUAAAUGAUGGUAACAUAAUAUGUGUCAGUCAGGGGAUAUGAACCCCCUGUCAAUAUACAUUCCUCUGCUCCAUUUUAUAUAAAUUUAUAUAACCUAAAUUAAAUCAAGCAAAGAAUGUUGUAUAAUAUAUUUCCAUUUGAUCAGUGAGAAAUAGUUCUUUCCAAAAGUGGCUAGAAGUUUGUUUUUGUUUUCUAUGAUGCCUUUUUAAUGUAUUUGAAUGUCUCAUUAAACUAUUUAUAACAAUUAGAUGUAAUGAUUCCUGUUUAGCAAUGUUAACCACUUGAGAGAGUAUCCUGUUGACAUUUUAUAUUUAUGUUUUUAGAAGGCACUUGUUGCAUAUAACCGUUGUUAUUUGCUGUUACCAAGAACCAAUGCAGCAAUGAGAAGAGAUGUCCAGGAAAGCCAGGCUCGGUGUUUAGUUUGCUUGAGACGAUACACAGAAGCUUUGGAAGUUGCUCAAACUCUGGUAAACUAAUUUUCAAACCAUUUUCUUCACACAUCUUUCUAUGGUGUAAGGCUAGUUUGUUUUAAAAAAAAAACAUUUUCACAUUCGGUUUGCUAAGCAUCAUGGGGCGUGUAGUCCAAAGCAGGUGAAGUGCAUACAGUUGCCAUUCCAGAUUUAAGAAUUCCACCAUUCAUAUCUUUGAACCUCUCGAUUUGCAUAGAUCCUGUUCAGUAUUUGAACUUUAAUUUGAUGAUCCUCCAAAAUUCGGGAUUGUGUAGAUAUUAUAGCCCUUUAUAGGCUUUGUCCCUCAAUUUUUUUGAGAGGCAAAAGUAAUUACACAAAUGAACAUAAUUUUAAGUCUGUCUAACUCUGUGUGUGUUUCUUGGUGAGGUUCUUUGAGGGUUGCACGGAAACCAUCCUCAGGACCUGCUUGUUUCAAUAUUCUCUCGUUGCCAACUUUAAGUUAAGCAAAUAUGGAGGAGUGUGUAUAUAUAACUACAUCCAGUCUUUAAGACUGCGUGAUUGGUAAUCGUUGUUAAAAAUCUUGUGCUGUGUUGUUAUGAACUACAUCUAUGGUUUGGUAGCUCCCACUCCAAAACGUAAUCUGGAUUUUAAACCGUGCCCAAUUACCAUCCUCUGCAGAUAUUUAACUUCGAGGACCCACAACAGAAUUUACAGUAUAAACACAAACUAUUAUGUGCUGUCUUUAGAAAUGGCAUUUAAAAUCUAAUAAAACUAAGUUUUAUUUCUUUUCAAUUUUAGAAGGGAAGUGUAUUUAACACUGAUCAAUUGACUUGUGCCCUGAACCUACAUAUAACCAUUUAUAGCCGUUUGAGAGAUUGGUUUAUGGCCGUGUCCUGUUUGCAGCAGCUGAUUUCAUUGCACCCAUACAAUCCAUGGAUGUGGAAAAAACUGGCUGAGUUCUACCUAAGACUUCUUCUGGAUCCCUCACAAUACUGUUUGUCAGAGGAAGCUCAGAGCAUUAUCCAAAGCACAAGACCUAAACUAGUAAAUGAACAUGACUAUGCUGACGAGGAACAGCCGUGCUUAGAUCGUAUUGGGAGAAACGUGGAUAUACUUAAUGAUAUGGAUAAUACAAGCAGGACUGUUCUCGACUCAAGUAACCCUUCAUUGAUAAAUAUUUGUACAAAAGCAGAGCUGUGGAUUAACUCCUGUGCAUCUUUCAUUCGAGCAAGGUAACCAGCAGUAUUUGCUAUAAUGUAGUUAUUACUUUUAUGAUAUUCUAUUGGCAUUCUUUCAUCUCAUUUUCUCGUAGAGAGUGUAUGAGUCUUAGCUUUGGGAAGUUUGUUGUUUUUGAAUAUUCCCUUCAAAUACUACUUAAUUUACUGCUUUCUUUCUCCACAUAAAAAUUAUAUCAGUUUGUCCCCAUACACGUUAGGAAACUGCAAUCGAAUAUAAUUUUAUAUUAUUAGCUUGUCUAACUUAAAACACAUCUGCCUUUUUUCACCAUGGUAAAAAAUCUUUUUAUAUAUGUUAUGUAUUUGGCUUUGCUUGGGACACACAUCCUCACUAAUAUCAUCGAUAUGUUGGCUUUCCUGGCAUCAUAGCAUCCUAUACUUCCUCUGUAUGAGAACUGCUUCAUGAUGGAUUGGAACUGGGAGCACAUAAAAUGCUUGUAAGAGGGUUUUUGCUCUCUCUGUGACUCCGUUCCUUGCUUAGACCAUUAUGCCACCAGCAUCUUAAACAAUAUUGAUAUGUGUGAGGAGAUAAUUUGUAAACCGUAUGAAAUUAAAAUUUAUAAAUGUGCUAGCAUUUCUGCUGUUUAGAUAUGUUUAGGUUGGAUUCAGUGCUCUUUAAUUUAGACCUACAAAGUGUGCACCAUGACUUUCAUAAACUACACUUGCAGUUUGUAGUCUGUAUUGGCAAUUUCUCCAGUGUAACUUGAUUGAUAGUUAAAUCACAUUUUGAUGUGUAGAUCAAGCUGCUGCAGUGUCACUGAUCAAUUCUCUGCCAUUUUGGAGUCAAAUCAUAUAGCCCUAGCCACACCUCCAAUGGCUCAAACUUGGCCUCCCUACACUAAUCCUGAAAAGGGAGAUCUCCUUUUAAAAGUUCUUUAAAGGGACUCUCCAGUGCCAGGAAAACAAAUCCUGCAGUGCCCCCUCCUACCCCAUGUUGCUGAAGGGGUUAAAGCCCCUUCAGUGAUUUUCCUGAAUCCAGCGCUGAUGUCCCUCGGUGCUGGGUCAGGCUUCGACCAUGCGCCCGCCCACCGGCGGGGGAGACCUAAUGCACAUGCACGCACAUUAGACCUCCCCAUAGGGAAGCAUUAUUCAAUGCUUUCCUAUGGGGAUACCGGCGACGCGAAGAUCCUCAUGCAUAGCGUGAGGAUGUCCAGCGUCAUUUAAAACACUUUUCGUGUUUUAAGAACCCGGAAGUCCCUUUAGUGGCCACUAAAGGAGGACUUAACCCUGUAAGGAAAUUAUUGCAGUUUAUAAAAACGGCAAUAAUUACCUUGCAGGGUUAAGGGUGAUGGGAGUUGGCACCCAGACCACUCCAAUGGGCAGAAGUGGUUUGGGUGCCUUGAGUGUCCCUUUAAUUGUACAGUGUGUUUAAUUUAUAAUGUCUCUGUUAAUAUAUAGAAGAUCAAUUAACCAGAGCAGGAAAUGACUUCUAAAGUAAACACACUGUGCUGUAAGAUCUGACUGAAAAAACAAAACAUUUUUAUGGAGGCUGAGUGAGUCACACCAAAGGGAGUUGAGGCUAUGGCUGAACAAAGUGAUCUAAAGAGACUUAAUAGAGUGGAUUUGGUGUAUUAGUCAUGCCCCUGCAGUUCAUCUGCUACAUUCUUCACCUUUUAGUUGUUAAAUCACUUUGUUUAUGCAGCCCUAGUCACACGACCCCUGCUUGGAAGCUACACAGCCUCCCUACACAUUUCCUGUAAAAAGAGAUCUAAUGUUUAAAUUUACUCUCUUUGAUUUAGAAUAUAUCUCCUCUUCUGUUAUUAUCCUGCAGGAGCCUCCUGUGUGAUUAAAGUUUAAUUAACAAAGCAGGAGAUACAAAGGUAAACAUAUUUUAAAAAUGUCUGCAAUAUUGCCUUACAAUAAAAUAAACAGUAUGUGGUUAGUGCUACAGUGAAGAAAAAAAAUGUCAAAUCUAUGUGUAAGGCAGCUUAUAUUUUGGUGGUAAAUGGAGAAAAUGUACAUUUAAUCAGACUCUUUCCUUUGCUUAGACGUCUCUUUCAGCUUGUACAACCACAGCAAGCAUCAUUUGUACUGGAAAACAAUCUGAAAGCACAAGAUGAAAUUGAAGAACGGCUGAAAGAAUGUGGAAUAGAUGAAGAAACCCAAAUGCUAAUGACUGAGGUAUAGUUUUUUUUUGUUUUGUUUUUUAAUAAUUUAGUCAAUGUAUAUUUUGUGGCUUCCCUGCUGUAAAUAAGUUGCUUGUUCUGUUUUCUUGCAGUCGUGUAUCAGUGAAAGGUUUUGAAUUUUAUAAUGAAUAACUUAAAAAAUAUAUAGUUUUGCUUUAAGAGGGGAUCUCUAUUGUAUUCAAUAGAGCCAGAAUGCAUUCAGUAGUUACAGCUUGUUCAUGAAUAUGAAGCUCUUGCCUGCAGCCAGCAUUUUCAUGUGUGGUGAUAUCAGAGUGGUUCCAGGAUUGGUCUACUCUUGCCAUUUGUAUGUAGGCAUAGCUAUUAUAGCUCUGUGGAAUCCCCUGCAGACUCCUUCAAAGGAAGUAAUUCAGAGAGAGAAUCUGAACUAUGACAGCCGGCGGGAAAUGGGAAACUGAAAUUGGAUUCGGAACACUGAGGAGAGAAGAAAUUGAAAUGGCACAAGGCAAGACAGUAUAGCAGAAUGGUAGGGGAGAGGAAUAUUGCAAGGGCCUUAAAAAGUGUGAGGUUGAGAAAAUUAAGAGAUGAGAAUGUGGGGGAGAAACUCAAUCAGAACAUAUCCAAACCAAUCUUUUUAUUUUCUCUAGAUAAUGGCGGAAGAUAUUUCAAAUGAAGGAACAAAGGAAGAAGUAGAUUCAAAAACCACCAUGCCCUUGUCAUCAUUCACAAUACCAUCUGAUGUAGAGUUCAGAGCCAAAUGGUUUGAGAAGAUGAACAUAAUUUCCCUUCCAUCUUGUACGAAGAUUCAAAGUUGUCCAAGAUAGUUCAAACAUAUAUUUCCCAGAAAAGACUAUAUAAAACAACUUUUUUUUGGUUUGUUUGUAAAUGUAACAUACAAUGAUAUAGGUUUGUUUUAUUGAUUUUUUUUUUUUUGAUUUUUUUAUUCCUCAGGGACCAAUUACAUUGUGUACCAUAGAUAAAUUUGGGGCUGAAACAAUGGAACACUAAAGUUUAUUUUUUUAAAUUGAUUCUACUAUAAACCUGAUAUUCAAAGCAGUACUCGUCCAGCAAUUGAACUGCACUGGAAGGAAAUGUCAAAUCCAAAUUGAGCUGGUUAAUUGUCACAUCUUUUAAUAACAGAGGAUAUGACAAGGUAAAUGUUCAGCUCCCUGGGCCAGAAAGUGAUGACACACUUUUUUUUUUUUUUUUUUAAGUAUCAGUCUUUAGAUAAAGUCCUGGACUGAAUGACAUCUUUCCUGUCUAAGAGCAAACCAUAUUAAUAACCAUCUUCAAAGUUUCAGUAACAGAACUGAGCCAUAGAAUACCACCAAGAUACUAAUCAACAUCUGUACAAAACCAUCAACUG